CUUUAUCAGUUAUCAAUUUAUAUAGGGUGAUUUAUCUGCCCCGCCAUACGAAUACCUUCAUCAGUACAACUUGAAGACAAUCUCACUAUAUCCUUCUAUAAACUGGUAAAUAGAAGGGCAUAGCAACCAAAAGCUUUCAAUUAAGCUCAAUUAGUCUUGAUAUAGCUUGAUACUACUCCGUGGCCAAGGUCAAAAUUUGCGUUAUGGCUCCUACGAUCCUACAUCUACGCUCAGAGGAUAAGCCCCUCGAGCAUCGCUCAGCGCUAACUCCCACGACAGCUAAGGCAUUGAUCGAUGCUGGCUACGUUGUUAAUGUUGAGAAGAGCCCUGUACGGAUCUUCGAUGAUAGCGAAUUUAGCGCCAUAGGUGCUACUCUUGUUCCAACGGGUAGCUGGCGUGAUGCGCCCAAGGAACACAUUAUUGUCGGACUCAAGGAGCUACCAGAGGAAACUUUCCCUCUUAAGCACGUUCAUGUCCAAUUUGCUCACGCGUACAAGGGCCAAGCGGGUUGGGAGACAGUUCUAGCCCGCUUCCCUCGUGGCGGUGGCACUCUUCUCGACCUCGAGUUCCUAGUCGAUCCUAAUACAGGACGUCGUGUAGCUGCUUUCGGAUACCAGGCUGGGUUUAGCGGUAGUGCUUUGGCGCUUAAGAACUGGGCGUGGCAGCUCACACAUCCAGACGGCGAACCUCUGCCGGGUGUUGAGAGCUACCCCAACGAGAAUGCUCUGAUCGAUGACGUUAAGAAGGACCUCGAAGCCGGAAAGGCAAAGGCUGGCCGAUUACCUCGAGUCAUCGUCAUUGGUGCGCUGGGUCGAUGUGGCCGCGGCGCUGUCGACCUGUGUCUCAAGGCGGGUCUGCCUACUGAACAAAUUCUCAAGUGGGAUAUGGCUGAGACGGCUAAAGGAGGCCCCUUCCAGGAAAUUGCGGAGAGUGAUAUAUUCGUGAACUGCAUUUACCUAAACUCGGAGAUUCCCCAUUUCGUGAAUUUGGACUCCCUCAAGCAGCCUGGCCGCAAAUUGAGUGUCGUAUGUGACGUCUCAGCUGACACAACAAACCCCUUUAACCCCGUACCGAUCUACACCAUUGCGACUACAUUCACCAAGCCCACGGUGCCCGUCGAAGGUCUUAGUGACCCCCCCUUGAGCGUCAUUAGUAUCGACCACCUACCCAGUCUACUUCCACGAGAAUCUUCCGAGUCCUUCAGCAACGAUCUCCUGCCAUACCUGCUUAAGCUCAACAACUGGCAGAACAACCCCGUGUGGGCUGGAGCCUACAAGUUGUUCCAAGAGAAGGUGGCUACAUUGCCUAAGGAGGCAUUGGAGAAUUAGACCUACCCAAGAAGAGGCUGUUGCGAUGUGAUUACUGGGAGGGGACAAAUUGAUUGGCGUUAUUGGGAUACCAUGUGUAGAUAAAAAGAACGUACCUAGAAAAGUAAAGCGACAAUUUCGCAAGAGAAGUGAUGGAUUGCGUAUGAAAAAAAUCAGAGGGAUUGAACAAAGCUUUCUUACAUGAGAAAAUCAAGUCAAUAUGCUACGAACCCGAUCGG
This is a messenger RNA of Hypoxylon trugodes, 1546 nucleotides long. RefSeq lists its product as uncharacterized. The record is from RefSeq and is a predicted model, not a curated record. Gene Ontology annotation, cellular component: cytoplasm. Gene Ontology annotation, molecular function: saccharopine dehydrogenase (NAD+, L-lysine-forming) activity. NCBI's taxonomy places the organism in Eukaryota, Fungi, Ascomycota, Sordariomycetes, Xylariales, Hypoxylaceae. The coding region runs from base 204 to 1328 and encodes 374 amino acids. The transcript has 3 exons.